Molecule: messenger RNA, 1821 nt
Organism: Megalops cyprinoides (Indo-Pacific tarpon)
Lineage: Eukaryota; Metazoa; Chordata; Actinopteri; Elopiformes; Megalopidae
Gene: mrpl45
Product: mitochondrial ribosomal protein L45
Exons: 8
Coding region: 18-971 (317 amino acids)
Cellular component (GO): mitochondrion
Source: RefSeq, a predicted model, not a curated record
GAAGACGCAUUGUCAAAAUGGCUACAGCCACGAAACGCAUGCGGGUACUUCUUACAGGACUGACUUCGGGUGGUCUGAAGCAUGCAGAAGCUUUGCUGGACCCAGCUGUGCAGUGUCAUCUGCCAUCUGUAAUCCCAUUCCGGACAAAGAAGCGCUAUUUCAUUCCACCAGCAGUUGGUGCUACAGAGCAGAGCCAUGCUGUUCAGGAGGCAAAGGCACGGCAGGCUGGUGUUGUGGUGCGACAGGAAUACAUGGAGAGGACCAUCAACAUUGCUUGCACUGCGGGGAUCUUUGACCCCUAUAUUCCCCCAGAGGGUGACGCUCGGCUCUCCAGCCUGUCCAGAGAGGGGCUGAAGCAACGCACAGAGCAGCUGAGACAAAGUGCUGCUUCUCAGUUAGCGAUACGUAAGAUCAAGGAGCAUGACCCUAACUUCAACACCAAGGACUUCCCGGCCCAAGCCCUUCAGAUAUUCAUUGAGGCCCAUGCAGCUCUUACACACUUCAAUAAGGAGAAACUGCACAGCUUGGUGACUGAACGCUGCUACCCUGAGAUGGUGAGGGGAAACCGCUAUAAGACACUGUGCUGGAAUUUUGUGAAAUCCCUUGAACCCCCUCGUGUGGUGCAUGUCCGCUCCCCUGACAUGGUCAGCAAAGGCAACUUCUAUGGACAAGUGACAGUGCGCAUACACUCCCAACAGACCUUGGCCAUCUAUGAUCGUUUUGGGAGGCUGAUGCUGGGGAAUGAGGAGAUGCCACGGGAUGUUCUGGAGUACCUGGUUUUGGAAAGACACCUGGUCAGCCCCUACAGCCGCUGGAGGCUACAUGGGAAAAUUGUGCCUGCCUGGGCCCCGCCAAAGGAUCCCAUUAUCAAGACUGUCAUGAUCCCUGGUCCACAACUGAAACCCUGGGAGGAGUUUGAGGACCUUAACUACGAAGUGCCGCAGCCGAAAGCUGUACAAUGGCACAAGUAGUCAACAUCUUGUGCUCUACAUCUUUCAGGACACAGCCCCAUCCUUAUCUCAGGCCUUGAAAUAAAUGGCCUUUUCUAACAGUUCAGAAGGAUGCUGUAUUUUUGUUGCAUAAAUACAUUGGUCUCAAGCAGCAGGCAAAUCAAAAUACAAUUCUAACUUUGGCACAUUCCCAUCGACAGUAACAAAAUAUUGUAUAUUUCAGUGUAGCCAUCCAGUGAAUUAGAUAAAAUAUAUACGUUAAUCUUAAUAAAAUCAGAAUAUUUUGGCUGCGAAAGCACAAAGGAAUAUUUGUAGUCAUUAAAAUCAGUGCUAUUGUUUGUACUUUAAUCUGUUUUCUGACUGGUGUUUGACAUACUGUUGCUUAAUAGUCUAGAAUUAAUAAAACUAUCAGUGGUUGGCUUUGCUUUUGUCAGUCUGUGCAAUUGUUGCUUGUGUGUAGCCUGCCUUUUGUAAUAUGAAUUGGGGUGUCUCCCAGACCAUAAUUAAACAGCAGCUGCCUGACAAGCUUGUGUACAUACAGCUUACUUAUUAUUAUGAUGAAAAAUGGCGCAAGCUAUCUGUCCAUUGGUACUUCUCCUUUUACAACAGUGAUGUAUAGCAGGAAUGUGGCUCAAAAUGGCUUAACAUUUUCCAAAAAUGCAUGUUUUGGUCCUGUUUAUUUCUUAUUUCUUUCUGUUACAACUCUGACAGCUUAGUCCAAUUUUAUAUGACCACAAAAAUAUAUUCACACUAACACUUCUCACAGAAUUUUCGCUUGUUCCGCUAUGGUGCAGGUAUCAGGGAUUGUUUCAAGAUGUAAACAAACUGUUUUUUAACCUUCUACUUGUUGCCCACUUGGAGGAAGGACCUU